Messenger RNA from Clavispora lusitaniae ATCC 42720, 1728 nucleotides. RefSeq names its product protein phosphatase regulator (gene BUD14). Lineage: Eukaryota; Fungi; Ascomycota; Pichiomycetes; Serinales; Metschnikowiaceae. Gene Ontology annotation, biological process: establishment or maintenance of actin cytoskeleton polarity; intracellular protein localization. The record is from RefSeq and is a predicted model, not a curated record. Gene Ontology annotation, cellular component: microtubule cytoskeleton; cell tip. Gene Ontology annotation, molecular function: protein binding.
AUGCAAAAGUUGGCGCUUGAAAAAGACGACACGCUCGAGUCCACAAACAGGCUUCUCCACGAUCUCGAGCGAAAGCUUCUGGUUGGCCUGGCGUCUCUGGGCUACACAGCCACAUCGCACGGGUCGGUGGUGAGAAACACCGCCAACGCCGGCUUGGCCAGCCACAGCAUCCAGCUGAGCGUGCUCCGGUACCUCCAAAGCAGCGAUUUCGACGCCAACGCGGUCUACGCCGACCGGCAGCAGAAGUUUGCCACGACCUUUGGGCGCGAGUACUCGCCGGUGUCGCGGAGCUCCAGCGAACGGAUCCGGGAAAGCGAUACCGAGAGUCUGAGGAUGGAUCUCCGCGCAGACUCGGACGAAAGAAGCGAGCGGGAAGAAGAGAUGGAGCGAAUAGAAAGAGGCGAAGGCGGCAAAGGCGGCAAAGGCGGCAAAGCAGGCGCUGCAGAUCAAACGGCACAACACCCCGCAGACCCGCCGGAAACCCCAGAACAGCAUUACGACGCCGUGUACUCGGACUCAGAUCCUCUCGGAGACAUUUUGGACGACUCGGGCGAAGCCUCGGGCGACGCCUCCGACGCGUCUGGCUCCGACGCUCACUCAGACUUCCACAACUUCGAUUCGCCCGACGCACAUUCCGACGCGGACCUCUACGGCGACUUCUACGACGACGACUUCGACCCGCUUCCUCCUCUGCCGCCGCGCCUGCCGCCGCGCGACUUGGACCCGGCCAAACUCUACGGUCUCUACGAUUUUUCCGGCCCGGAUCCGCUGCAUUGUACGCUUGCGCGAGACGAGCCUGUUGUGUUAGUGGAUGAUCUGGACAGUUACUGGUGGCUUGUGCGGAAAAUGACUCGGGCGGAGCGCGCCGAGCUUGCGCAAAAGCGCGGGCUUUCGCCGCCGCCGCCCGACGCGGACGACGGAAAAGUGGGGUUUGUGCCGGCCGAGUGCCUCGAGACGCACGUCGAGCGCUUGGCGCGCCUCAACUGUUUCCGCAACGAAGAGCUCGAGCGCGGUCUUUUGCCCGGGCGCGACGUGCCGCGCAGGGCGGCGCUGCGCAAACAGGUGACGUUUGAAGGCGUGGCCGACCUCAAUUGGGACGACGAGGACGUCGGCUUCAGCUACUACCAGGAAAACAUGGCUGCAAAAAGCGAAAUCGCCGCUGGUGAUAUUCCCAGCGCCGCGGUGGGCGCCGAGCUGGACGUGCUCAGCGACAUCUUUUCCGACACGCCGCUCGUGGUGGAAAAGAGAACGGGGAGAAAGGACGGCAGAGACGGCAGAAACGAAGGGAACGCAGAAUCCUUUGAGAAAACCGGUGCCACGGAAACCGGUUCCCGCGAAUCCGUAGGUAAAUCUCAAAAUCGUGUUGGCACAUCCGAAGACGCCAGCACAUCUGAAAACUCCGCCAGCACAUCUGAAAACUCCGCCAGCACAUCUGAAAACUCCGUUAGCGCAUCUGAAUACUCUGCUAGCACUGCCAGCCUAAACUGCGAAGUUCCCCAGCCAGCAUCAGAGAAGCCAAAUGGCAUCUCUAGCGGAGAUCUGGCACCGGAUGGCCGUGCCGUUUCUCAAGCCGACGCAAGUCUGCCCUCUGCAUCUACGGGACAGGUCGCUGACCCCAAGCGCCGCCGCCGGCGCCGCAAGAAGCCUGUCCACGACAUGUUUCUGCCAAUUCUCGGAAAAUUGGAUGAGCUCACGGAAAAAUUGGCCGAGCUCGAGCAUUUCUUGUAA